AUGUCGUUGAUGAGUGGUUUUGAGGCGCAGUGGGAGCCCCGAUGGGCGUCGAGCCGCAGCGGAGGUCCAGCUGACCAGCGAGGGCAUCUGAUCGACGCCGUCUGGGCGAGUCGAUCCGAAAGGGUGGAGGAUCCUGCCAAGAGAUUCUGGGCAAACUUUCCGGCGGAGGCUGGGUCUGAUCGGGCCAUCGCGCAGGCCUGUUUCGCUGAGGCGCAGCUGCCCCCAUUUCAAAUACACGCUCCAAUUAUCCCCAGCCAGACGCUCACUCGAUCCUCGCCAUCCGCCUGUCUCGUCACAGGCUCUCGGGAUCGAUAG
This is a messenger RNA of Puccinia triticina, 315 nucleotides long. RefSeq lists its product as uncharacterized. NCBI's taxonomy places the organism in Eukaryota, Fungi, Basidiomycota, Pucciniomycetes, Pucciniales, Pucciniaceae. The record is from RefSeq and is a predicted model, not a curated record. The coding region runs from base 1 to 315 and encodes 104 amino acids. The transcript has 2 exons.